GUGGGGAAGGGCUUAAAGGCUGAGUCAAAAGCCAAGAAGUCUCUUUAUUUACGCCUACCUCCCAGCCCCUGGCAAUCUGGCUAAUAACAAACUGAGCUAACAAGAAAGACUAGAAAGAGCAGAGAGAACACAGAAGCAGCUUGGAUCUAAAAAUCUGAGAAACCAAGUGAUCAAGUCAAGCUCUGCUGAGCAUCUUGUUUGUUUACCACAUCCAAAUGCUUGCAAACAGUUAACUAUAUGCAGAAAAGUCAGCAUAGCUGUGAAGUAUGCUGUGAAUUUUAAUUGAGGAAAAAGGACAACUGCUUACAGGAUGGUCUAAUGUGCAUGCUGCCUAGAAGAUUUUUUCAAUUGAACGCUUUGUACUGUAUCUUCUGAACAAGGAUUUUAACUUUAUGGAGCUGUAGUAUUACCAGAGCUUGCAGCAAAGUGAAACUCGGAAGAAAGUGUGCAUUUUUCACAGGGGAAAAUUACAUCGCAUUGAAACAGCUGCUCCAACUGUGCAUUACUGAGCAUUUCAGGCAGUGUUACUGCUGUACAGAAUCUGCUGGUCAAGAUGAAGCUCUGGAUUUUUAUUCUAUAUUCAGUUGUGUUUGCAUCUGAUCAUUUCCAGUCACAGCCUUCUUUUUCUUCAGUCCGAGGAUCUUGUCAGAGUUUGUGUUCCUGUGAAGAAAAGGAUGAUACCAUGAUUAUAAACUGUGAAGAAAGAGGCAUCAAGAUGGUAUCAGAAAUAAAUGUCCCACCAUCACGGCCUUUCCAUCUUAACCUGUUAAACAAUGGUCUAACUAUGUUACACGCGAAUGAUUUUGCUGGCCUUGUUAAUGCUAUCUCUCUACAUCUUGGUUUUAAUAAUAUCGCAGAUAUUGAGCCUGGGGCUUUCAACGGUCUCAGCCUUCUUAAGCAACUUCAUAUCAAUCACAAUUCUUUAGAAACACUUAAAGAAGAUACCUUUAACGGAUUGGAAAAUUUGGAGUUUCUUCAAGCAGACAACAAUUUCAUCACAGUGAUUGAAGCAAGUGCCUUCAGCAAGCUCAAUAGGCUUAAAGUGCUUAUUUUGAAUGAUAAUGCCAUUGAAUAUCUUCCUCCAAACAUAUUUCGUUUUGUGCCAUUGACUCAUUUAGAUCUUCGGGGAAACCAGUUACAGAUGCUGCCGUAUGUUGGCUUUUUGGAACACAUUGGUAGAAUACUAGACCUUCAGUUGGAAGAUAAUAAGUGGGCCUGUAACUGUGAUUUGCUGCAGCUGAAGAUAUGGCUAGAAAACAUGCCUCCUCAGUCAAUAAUAGGUGAUGUUGUAUGCAAUAGUCCCCUAGUUAUCAAAGGCAGCAUUUUAAGCCGGUUGAAAAAAGAAUCACUUUGUCCCACUCAUCCUGUCAACGAACUUGAAGAUCCUUCAGGGUCACUGCCCUUGGUUGUAACCACCUCUAUCAGUGAUAGUCACCUAUCAACUAAGGUGAUUCCUAUCCUGAAAGCUCCUACUAAAGAACCAAGUUUAGUGUUUCAUACUUCAAAGCCUACUACUCAGUUUUCAGGAAUUUAUUGUCCUGUCCCCUGUCACUGCACCAGCCAUAUGCUCUCAGGAGUUCUCAUGCACUGCCAGGAGCGAAAUAUUGAAAGCUUGUCUGAUUUAGGACCACCUCCUCCAAAUCCUAAAAAGCUUGUUCUAGCUGGAAACAUUAUUCAAACAUUACUGAAAUCAGAUCUUGUGGACUAUGCCAGCCUGGAAAUGCUUCACCUGGGGAACAAUCGCAUUGAGCUCCUUGAGGAAGGUUCCUUUAUGAAUCUGACUAGACUGCAGAAAUUAUAUCUCAAUGGCAAUCAUCUUACAAAGCUAAGUCAGAAUCUCUUCCUUGGCCUUCAGCACCUUGAAUACUUGUACCUUGAAUAUAAUGCCAUCAAAGAAGUUUUGCCAGGGACAUUUAAUGCAAUGCCAAAACUUAAGGUCCUCUACUUAAAUAACAACUUUCUGCAGACUUUGCCACCCCAUAUCUUUUCAGGUGUUCCACUUGCCAGGUUAAAUCUGAAAACAAACCAAUUUGCUCAUUUGCCUGUGAGCAAUGUCUUGGAUGAACUGGAUAUGCUGGUACAAAUUGAACUUGAAGACAACCCCUGGGACUGUACCUGUGAUUCACUUGGUCUGCAAAAAUGGAUACAAAAACUGAGUAAGAAUACAAUGAUGGGUGAUAUUUUUUGUAAAUCUCCAGGACACCUAGCAAAAAAGGAACUGAAAUCCCUGAACAGUGAAGUCUUGUGUCCAGGUUUAAUAAACAGCCCAUCCCUACCAACUCAUGCUAGUUUUGUAGUUGUGACAACUUCUUCUACUACUACCAACACUGCAGACACCAUCCUACGGUCACUUACAGAUGCUGUCCCACUUUCUGUUCUAAUAGUUCUUGUUUUGCAUCGGAGACGAAGAUGCAAAAAGAAACAAGCGGAUGAACAAAUGCGGGAUAGUAGCCCAGUUCACCUUCAGUACAGCAUGUAUGGGCAUAAGACAACACACCACACAACAGAGCGCCCAGCUGCAACUCUCUAUGAGCAACGUAUGGUUACUCCCAUGGUUCAGGUCUACCGCAGCCCAUCCUUCAGCCCCAAGCAUAUGGAACAACAGGAGGAGGGAAGUGAGAAGGAAGCUAGCGAUUCCAAACAUCUCUGCCGAAGUCUCCUAGAAAGAGAGAACAGUUCACCUCUUACAGGUUCAAAUGUCAAAUAUAAGGCUACUGAUCAAUCGGCUGAAUUUCUGUCUUUUCAGGAUGCUAGCUGCUUGUAUAGAAACAUUCUUGAAAAAGAGAGAGAACUGCAGCAACUAGGGAUCACAGAGUACCUAAGAAAAAAUAUUGUCCAACUCCAGCCUGACAUGGAAGUUUGUUACCCUGGAACACAUGAGGAGCUGAAGCUAAUGGAGACACUCAUGUACUCCAGGCCAAGAAAGGUUUUUCUGGAACAAACUAAAAAUGAGUAUUUUGAACUCAAAGCUAAUUUACAUGCUGAGCCUGACUACUUGGAAGUCCUGGAGCAGCAAACAUGAAGUGAUAAUACGUUGGGCUGGGGCCGAAUUUCCGUAAUUAUAUUUCAAGUUGGAAAUGUGAAUCGAAGUGCCUUAUAAUAACAUGUCAACAGUCAGAACUUAAGCACAGCAGUAAUCCUAGCAAAAAAAACUCAGGGAUCACUGUGGGAAGCCAUGGGGUAAUGCGCAGGCAAUAUGUGCUACCCCAAGUUAAACAUGGACUUUGUGUGACUGAACUGUGGAAGGAAGAUUGCUUAUAGUAAUAUUCCUCAGCAUUUUAAAAAGGUGUGUGUGGCACUCUCCAUUCUGUACCCAAUCUAUUGAAAAAAUGUUUCUUACCUUUAAUUUUUUUUUUUCACUCAGUUUAAUUAGAUUCUUUU
Molecule: messenger RNA, 3381 nt
Organism: Leptosomus discolor (cuckoo roller)
Lineage: Eukaryota; Metazoa; Chordata; Aves; Leptosomiformes; Leptosomidae
Source: RefSeq, a predicted model, not a curated record